Penicillium expansum is the source of this 2682-nucleotide messenger RNA. RefSeq names its product Kha1p. Gene Ontology annotation, molecular function: antiporter activity. The record is from RefSeq and is a predicted model, not a curated record. Bases 1 to 2682 code for a protein of 893 amino acids. Gene Ontology annotation, cellular component: membrane. Gene Ontology annotation, biological process: proton transmembrane transport. NCBI's taxonomy places the organism in Eukaryota, Fungi, Ascomycota, Eurotiomycetes, Eurotiales, Aspergillaceae. The transcript is spliced from 3 exons.
AUGGCAACCGCCAACGCGACCACUACGGCUACGGCCAACAGCACUAACGUGGUCAGCCCGCAGGGUGGCAUCCUCGAAGGUGGCAACCCAACCCAUUAUGACUCCAAGAACCCACUAGUAUUGUUUAUUAUCCAGGCCGUUAUAAUUAUUGUGCUAUGCCGCUUGAUCCACUGGCCCCUCUCGAAGCUUCGUCAGCCCCGAGUGAUCGCAGAGGUGAUCGGGGGAAUUGUUCUGGGCCCAUCGGUGAUGGGUCGCAUCCCCGGAUUUACCGACGCCAUUUUCCCGACCGCUAGCAUUCCUAGCCUCAAUGUAGUCGCUAAUCUGGGCCUGGUACUCUUUCUUUUCUUGGUCGGUCUUGAGACCGACCUGCGCUUCCUGAUCAGUAAUUGGCGGGUCGCUUUGAGCGUAUCUGCCGCAGGCAUGGUCUUGCCCUUCGGGUUGGGUUGUGCCAUCUCAUAUGGCCUUUAUCAUGAGUUCCAUGACGACCCUGGUACUAAACCCAUCGCCUUUGGUACCUACCUGCUGUUCAUCGGUAUCGCCAUGGCCAUCACGGCCUUCCCCGUGCUGUGUCGUAUCCUCACUGAACUGAAGCUGCUCUCAACCCGGGUCGGUGUUAUCGUGCUAUCCGCCGGGGUUGGUAAUGAUGUGGUGGGCUGGAUCCUCCUUGCAUUGUGUGUCGCUCUUGUCAACGCGGGCAGUGGCAUCACGGCUCUGUACGUGCUGCUAGUCUGCGUCGCCUAUAUGCUCUUUUUGACUUUCGCUUUCCGCCCGCUGUUCCUUCGCUUCCUCGAGAAAACGGGUAGCUUGCAAAAAGGACCCAGCCAGUCGGUGGUCGCCCUGACAUUGCUCAUUGCUCUGGCCUCGGCCUUCUUCACGCAGGUUAUUGGUGUUCACGCCAUUUUUGGAGGCUUUGUGAUCGGCUUGAUCUGCCCGCACGAAGGUGGCUUUGCCAUCAAAAUCACCGAGAAAGUUGAGGACUUGGUCGCUGUCAUUUUCCUGCCACUUUAUUUCACCCUGUCCGGUCUGAGUACCAACCUGGGCCUUCUUGACUCUGGAAUCGUCUGGGGUUACGUGGUUGGUGUAAUUGCCAUCGCCUUCAUUGCCAAGGUCACCGGAGGUGCUGUUGCGUCACGGCUCUGUGGCCUUUUGUGGCGUGAAAGCUUUUCGAUCGGUGUGCUGAUGAGUUGUAAGGGUUUGGUGGAAUUAAUUGUGCUGAACAUUGGCCUCCAAGCCAAGAUUUUGAGCACUCGCACGUUUACAAUCUUCGUCGUGAUGGCCUUGGUCACCACAUUCCUUACCACUCCAUUAACCACCUGGCUGUAUCCGAGAUGGUACCAGGUCAAGGUUGAGCGAUGGAGACGCGGGGAAAUUGACUGGGAAGGCAACCCUGUCCAGCGCGAUGACCGCAAUGACAGCGUCGCCCUUGCCAAGGGUCAGUUGAAGACCGUCCCAGUACGCAAGCUCCUCGUCUAUCUUCGUCUCGAUGGUCUUUCAGGUGUCUGUACUGUAGCAGCCCUCCUCAGCCCAAAGCGACGUGCAUCUGUGUCAUCACGCAUUCACCCAGCAAAGAUGCCAAAGCAAACCGAGCAAACUGUUGAAGACCCAAUUACCCCAGAAGAGGAGGAAAAUACCACACUUAAGGUGCACGGUGUUAGGCUAAUGGAACUGACCGACCGUGAUUCCAGUGUCAUGAAGGUUGCUGCUGCGGGCGAGCACGCGCUGUGGGAUCCGGUGGUCAAUACCUUCCGCGCCUUCGGAGACUGGCAUGAUCUCUCGCUCAUGGCUGGUGUAUCUGUUGUCCCUGAGCACUCUUACGCAGACACCGUCAUCGGCAUGGCGCAGCAGGACACUGCAGAUAUGCUCCUUCUCCCCUGGAGCGAGACUGGAACACUAGCCGACCACCACAACGGACUGGAGAUCGACGACGCGAAUCGUUUCUCCAACGGCGCCUACACAAGCUUUGUUUCUGAUAUCCUAGAGCGUGUCACCGGCCAUGUAGGCAUCUUAAUUGAAUACAGCCCAGCCUCGGCCUCAUCAAAGCGACCUGUGAUCUCACGCACCGCCAGCGGUCUGAGCCUUCAAGGCUCCAUCUUCGCUCGCCAGCCAACCGGCAGCCGCUCCCACCACAUUGUUCUCCCAUUCUUUGGAGGUGAUGACGACCGCUUCGCUCUUCGCCUGGUCAUGCAGCUCGCUCAUAAUGACCAAGUCACUGCGACUGUGAUUCAAAUUGGCGGACUGGGUAGUGACAGCGCCAAAACAGGCGCGUCGACUGCAGUUUCUGCCUCGACCUCAAGUGCGCUCCCCGCGUCCAGCUCUCAAUCCGAUAUGGUCUUCUUCGAGACACUCCGUGAUUCAGUGCCAGAGGAACUCCAAGAGCGCAUCGUCUUCCACCAACCAGGUGCCAACGAGACUAUUACCGACGCAGUUCAACUGGCUGUCGUUUCUGUGCGUGAAGAACUUAACCACACAUCCAACAAGGCAAACAACAUUGUCAUCGUUGGUCGUCGUAGUAUCUCUUCUGAGAUUGAGCUGGGUCUUUCGGAGGACAGUAUUGGCCAUGAUACCCGCCGGGCUCUGGGAGCUGUCGGUACUGCAAUGGUACAGCCUGAGAGUAAGAUUUACGGUAGUGUGUUGGUGCUGCAGGCUGGGACCGACACUGGGUUGGCUGAUUACUAUGGCUGA